CGUUUGUCGAAGCUUUGACAUGUUUUAACCGAUAAUUUGACUGCCUUACUGUUUGUAUUUCGCACCGGGGAAACGUCCCCGGUGGUGUGCGCUACGUCAAGGAAGCAACCGUGACCGCUCACCAGAAAGGGGAAAAAAAGCAGGCAGAAUGGCUGAGCCGGAGCUCCUGCUGGACUCCAACAUCCGACUGUGGGUGGUGUUGCCCAUUGUCUUCAUCACCUUUCUCGUCGGGGUCAUACGCCACUAUGUGUCCAUUCUUCUUCAAAGUGACAAAAAGUUGACUUUAGAGCAGGUGUCAGACAGCCAGGUCCUCAUUCGGAGCAGAAUCCUCAGAGAAAAUGGAAAAUACAUUCCUAAACAAUCCUUCUUAAUGAGGAAGUUCUACUUCAAUAAUCAAGAAGAUGGAUUCUUCAAGAAAACAAAAAGAAAGGUCGUUCCGCCCUCUCCAAUGACUGAUCCAAGCAUGCUGACAGACAUGAUGAAAGGAAACGUGACCAAUGUGCUUCCCAUGAUCCUGAUCGGAGGCUGGAUCAACUGGACCUUUUCUGGAUUUGUAACGACUAAAGUCCCUUUCCCGCUCACGCUCCGCUUCAAGCCCAUGCUGCAACAAGGAAUAGAACUGCUGUCACUGGAUGCUUCCUGGGUGAGCUCAGCAUCAUGGUAUUUCCUGAAUGUCUUUGGAUUGCGAAGCAUGUACUCGUUAAUCCUCGGCCAGGACAAUGGUGCAGAUCAGUCAAGGAUCAUGCAGGAGCAGAUGAGUGGGGCUGCCAUGGCCAUGCCUGCAGACACAAAUAAAGCUUUCAAGGCAGAAUGGGAGGCCCUGGAACUGACUGACCAUCAGUGGGCACUGGAGAAUGUGGAGGAGGAUCUGAUGAGGAUGGAGCUGGACUUUGACGGCAUGUUUAGCAAGGAGCUGCCCACUGGUAUCUUCUGAAACCCUCGUAGUUUCUCCUCCGAGGGGGGCUCGAAUGCAAGGAUUUUAUUUUUUACAAAACACUGAGAUUGGACAAAUCCCUCCCUAUUAUGCAAUGUUUACAUUCCUUUUGUUUGAGGUCCUUUGACCGUAAGAUGUACUAACUUUUCAUGACUUAGAAUGUCUCAGAGAAAACAUGUCCUGUUUUUGGAUUAUAGUUCGCUUGCAAAAUACACUACUCACAAAACAGGCCUACUCAAGAGCUGAACAGCAAAAUUCACAACAGAUGGAUCUGUGAAUGGACUUGUAAUUUUCUCAGUUCAAUUACGAUUGAAUUGAAAUCAUUUUUUCAUGGCGGCACGGUGGACAACUGGUUGCAUGUUUUCACCGGGCACUCUGGUUUCUUCCGACAUCCCAAAAACAUACAUUAAUCAGAGACUCUAAAUUGCCCUUAGGCAUGAUUGUGAGUGUGAAUUGUUGUUUGUUUCUGUGUGACCUGCGAUUAGCUGCCAACCAGUUCAGGGUGUACCCCUGCCCCUCCUUCCCGAAGAUUGCUGGGAGAGGCUCCAGCGUUCCCGCGACCCUUGUGAGCAUUAAGUGGCUCAGAUAAUGGAUGGAUAGACAGUCUUUUCAUCAUGCUUUUAUCAGUUUGACAUUGAGACAAGGCAGUCCCUAAAAUUAAACAACAGUACCUCGCCGACAGGAUGUUCUUAGAGGUAAAGUGGCCCUUGAGCCUAAUGUAACAGAGUGUAAUCAGCAGGUCGCAACAGAAAUGCAAAGAGACUAAAGGAGUCACAGAAAAGGAAUGACAUUUAGUUAGAUUUAUGUACCCAACAUCUAGAAAUUUUGCUGUUCAGGUCAUUAUUAAGGAAGAGAAAAUGAUGCAAAAAGUACCAAAACAUUGAAAUGGACAUGUGCAUUCAAAUGUUUAGAGAAGGUCAAAGGCAUUUCACCUGUGAAGUUUAUCGAGCAUUUUAGGUUCAUCCUGACAUUUCACCAAGGAGCCAAACAUCCCUGACUUUUUCCUUUUGUUGAGGUGAGGGGGGGUCAUAGUAAUGUGAACAACUUCAGAUUUCAUUGUACUUCAUGUGUAGCUAAUAUCGCUAAUGUUAUCUGCACCAUCAGUUUCAAAAUACAAUUUGAGUGCUUGAAUUAUGAUUAAUUUGAUGACUCAUUUGUUAGAUUGUAAAUCUUAAUGACUACUUGUUGGCCUAAGGACCCAUGUGUGUGUGUGUGAUUUAUUUUAUUUUUCCGGUGUAAAAGGUUUUUUGUAACCCUCUGUUUGUUUUGUACAGUAAAACCUGCUUUGACUAAA
Messenger RNA from Syngnathoides biaculeatus (alligator pipefish), 2228 nucleotides. It is a transcript of the gene emc3, whose product is annotated as ER membrane protein complex subunit 3. Gene Ontology annotation, biological process: protein folding in endoplasmic reticulum. The record is from RefSeq and is a predicted model, not a curated record. Bases 149 to 934 code for a protein of 261 amino acids. Gene Ontology annotation, cellular component: membrane; EMC complex. Lineage: Eukaryota; Metazoa; Chordata; Actinopteri; Syngnathiformes; Syngnathidae. The transcript is spliced from 9 exons.